Molecule: messenger RNA, 579 nt
Organism: Vicia faba (fava bean)
Lineage: Eukaryota; Viridiplantae; Streptophyta; Magnoliopsida; Fabales; Fabaceae
Source: the annotation of a GenBank genome assembly
AUGGAACACGCAACUCCGACCACACAUCCCCCACCUCUACCUUUCUCAACCCCGCCACUAACCGCCGCUCAAAUCACCACCCUCACAACCCCACCACCACCUUUCCCUCCUCGCUCCGUCGAUCUCUCUCCUCUCGAAUUCCUCCUCGCUCUCAUCGCUAUUGUAACCAUACCAGCCUUGAUCUAUACCUGCAUAUUCGCCUUCGGGUUCCCGCUUUGUCGCCGGAGAACAGACCAAAACACCCCAGAACUCUCUGUUUCCUCCGAUGACAACCCCAAAGCUGACGCUGCUUCAAUAUUCGAUCUGAAGUACAGUACGGAGGUUCAUAUGAAGGAGAUCGGCGGCGAGUGUCCUGUUUGCUUGUCGGUGUUUACUGACGGUGAGAAACUCCGGCAGCUGAGUUGUUGUAAGCAUUAUUUUCAUGCUGAUUGUAUUGAUUUGUGGCUUAGGAAUCGGGUUACUUGUCCGAUUUGCCGAGCUACGGUUUCCGGUAAACGGCGGUGUUCGUCGGCGGCGGCGAUUCCGACGAGAAAUUAUGAUAUGACGCAGGGUCUUCCGGAUGCUUCUGAUUUAGUGUGA